GCUGGGAAUUGUGGGACGUACCCGCCCUCAUCGCGCACUCGGGCGGAGACUGUCUUACUUUUGGAGGCGGGGCGAGUAGCGGAAGUAGUGUGAUGUUAUGUCCGGGUCUCGCUCGCUGCGUCUCAUCGUUGGGCCCCGCGACAAGAUGGCGGACCUCUCUCUGGACGAGCUCAUACGGAAACGCGGUGUGAUGGUGAAAGGGAGACUUAACACAAGGCCAGUGUUUGGAGGUGUAAGAUCUCGCAUUGGGAUCCAGCAAAAUCUUCUCAAUAGGUCAUCACCAGCUGUCAGCUUCCAGCGGACAUUUGAUGCCCGGCAGAAGAUAGGACUCACUGAUGCCCGUCACAAACUGGGGGUUAAAGAUGCCCGUGAAAAACUGAUUCAAAAGGACGCUCGGUUCAAAAUCAAAGGGAAGGUGCAGGAUGCUCGAGAGAUGUUGAAUUCCCGUAAGCAGCAAAGUGUUGCUGCUGAAAAGGUGACCAAAGUGGUGGAUGCCAGAGAGAAGAUCAGCUUAAAAAGGAGCACUCCAGCUGCUAUCAGCCCAACGAUGGGGACAGUAAAUCCAGCUGUGAAAAUCACCAAAACUAUCCAAAAAGCUCCAGUUCCUGGACACUCUCAUCCAGCAGGAAUGAGGAUCAAUGUGGUGAACAACCAUACACACAAACAGGGUCUGUAUGACAUGGAAGAUGAUGAUGAAAGUGUCUCUCCCCUUCCUAGCAAACAGAUGAAAAUCACCACCACAAACAGUUUCCUGCACAACGCGACCGGGCUGAGUGGCAAUAAAUUCUCUCUGUCCAAGACUGUUCCCCUGACUAAAGUGGUCCAGAAUGAUACGUACACAGCUCCACCUGCACCUCCCUCUCCUAUGAGGACAAAGGCCUUGACAAACAUGUCCCGGACCUUAGUGACAAAGGAGGAGCCUCCAAAAGAACCGGCACCUGUUGAGCUGGCGUUCAGUCCUUUGGAAGGCACAAAGAUGACCGUAAACAAUCUGCAUCCUCGAGUCACAGAGGAAGACAUUGUUGAGCUGUUCUGUGUGUGCGGCGCUCUGAAGCGAGCCCGGCUGGUGCACCCUGGAGUGGCUGAGGUAGUAUUCGUGAAGAAAGAAGAUGCCAUCACAGCGUAUAAGAAAUACAACAACAGGUGUUUAGAUGGUCAACCAAUGAAAUGCAAUCUUCAUAUGAACGGGAAUGUCAUCACCUCAGAUCAACCUAUAUUGCUCCGAUUGAGUGAUACCCCCUCAGUGAAGAAGGAAGGGGAACCAUGCCGGUCAAGUGCAAGCACCGCCUCAAAUCCCCCAGCUGAGGUGGACCCUGACACUAUCUUGAAGGCACUCUUCAAAUCCUCAGGGGUCUCUGCCUCUGUGCAGCCCACAGAAUUCAAAAUUAAACUCUGAGAAGGGAGAGCGAGCAGUGGACUGGAAUUCAAGUUGGGGAAUGAGAGAAGUGCAGGAGUGCAGAUGUUUUUUGCAUUUGCCUGCCUUUAAAUUUUUUUUGUUUUCUAUGAUCGCUACCUUACUGUACAAUAGUGUUUCCUCUUGUGUGUGUACUUUCUGUUUUCAUAGUUGGAGUUUUCUUCCAUGACUCUUUUUUUCUCCUUUUUUCCAAAAGGAUAACCUCCCCCUUCUGCCAGUAAUGUAUUACCAAGCAUAUACCAUGUAACUCCCUCCUUUACUCCAAAGCCCUUAGUGGCCAUUAAAAGUGCACGUAGACUUUGAGAGGGAAGGAGCGGUGACCUUCUUCUCUUUUCUUCUGACUGACCUUUAACUAAAAGGUGCAUCCUCUUGACUGUUGACAGGCAAGAACACCACGGUGGUUUUGAAAUUGCUGCACUGGGUACAAAGUCAGGUGUGGCUUCAUGCAGGAAGCACCAUGUUGCGACUUCGACUUGUGUGCACUCAGUAACAUACUACUUUAUUUUGGUUGUUGGAUGUUUUUCUGCUCAGCAGCUGAGACGUUGAGAAGUGUGAAAAACGGAGUGUCUUGCUGUGUAUUCCAGACAAUGGAGGCAUCAGGGAGAAAGGACAUAUGCACAAGUGCACCCCUCACCGUCUAUGGGAGGAAUGGCUCAGCUCUGGUAAUCCAGAGGUAUGGGGGUGCGAAAAAGGCCCUGGCAUUUGUACAAUGAGCCCUGUGGGGUCAAGCUCAGUUUUUCCUGGACUGAAAAACAAGAACCAGGCUUGUGUUCAGAGUUAGAAGAAAUCCAGGUGUUUCGCUCCUAUUAGACUGUGUUGCAUCCUCCUGCUGAUGUCGGCAUGUUAAUCUUUUUCUUACCUUCUAACCUACCCUGUCUCCUAUACAAAGGAGCGAGCUGGGGCCUUUUUCAGAUGCUAGUGUGUUGGAAACAGCCUUCCCUUGCACCUGAGAACUCACUUCCUUGAGAUGUCACUUGGACAGCGUUUGGCUGCUGUGCGGUCAUGCUGCUCACGUGUGGGUUUGGAGGAUGAUCGCUGCACUCCAUGGCUGCAGGGAGAGGUUUUGCAGAGGAGAGCAGGUCGUGCUCUGUAAGGAAAUGCAGAGGAGCAUUAGGCAAGUCUCAUGCAGAGCAGCAAGGAUGUUCCUUGGGCCAGUGAGUGUCUGUGAUGGGCCACAGGCCACUAGGUGGCAUUUCCAGUACUUUGUUAGCACAACGUUAUUGCCAUGGGUAUUUGGAGUCCCAGUAGCUCCCCAUUUUUUGUAUUUGUUCAAAUUGUAUUAUAAGAAAGGAAAGCUAAAAGCCGCUUCCAGAAUGUAGUUGGGAUUUGAACUUGAUCCUUCUAGCUGGGAGACUAACCUGAUUCAUUCUGUUCAGCUCUGCUGAACUUUAAUCAAUUCCCUGUAACCGUUUUAGGUCCAGAUUCUAUUUCCUGGCCAACCCUCUGUUUCUUUCGCUUUCUUGUUCUGUAUGAACCCUUUGCUCUAUCUACCUUGUGCAAACCAUUCCUCUGUCUCACUGCAUCCCUUUUAGCCAUGGAAAUAACCGAGGAUUUGGCAGGACUUGUUUUUCCCGAGUACUCUCUUUGGUUUGGAAGCCAACACCAUCAUUAGUGGUAAGGUGCUUCAUGUAAACAGAUGUUUGUAGGGGAGGGGACCCAAGACAGCUAUUGUUCUCCUUUUUUAGAUUGUCCAUCAAACACCUGUGUUUUAAUUAAAAAAAAAAAACUAUGUGGGGAGGGGGAGGAAACUUUAGGGGUUGGAGGAGAUAAUGUAUUAUCUGUUUCUGAAUAAACAUUUGUUAUACAGAGA
Columba livia (rock pigeon) is the source of this 3224-nucleotide messenger RNA. It is a transcript of the gene POLDIP3, whose product is annotated as DNA polymerase delta interacting protein 3. Gene Ontology annotation, cellular component: nuclear speck; nucleus. Bases 98 to 1396 code for a protein of 432 amino acids. Gene Ontology annotation, biological process: poly(A)+ mRNA export from nucleus. Lineage: Eukaryota; Metazoa; Chordata; Aves; Columbiformes; Columbidae. The transcript has 9 exons. The record is from RefSeq and is a predicted model, not a curated record. Gene Ontology annotation, molecular function: mRNA binding.